Messenger RNA from Dendrobium catenatum, 1457 nucleotides. Its product is annotated as UBP1-associated protein 2C. The coding region runs from base 105 to 1148 and encodes 347 amino acids. The record is from RefSeq and is a predicted model, not a curated record. NCBI's taxonomy places the organism in Eukaryota, Viridiplantae, Streptophyta, Magnoliopsida, Asparagales, Orchidaceae. The transcript is spliced from 6 exons. Gene Ontology annotation, molecular function: RNA binding.
AGGCGGCCAAGAUUUCGUGACUGUACCUUCCAUAGCGGCUGCCAAGCCUUUUUCUUCCAAAAACCCUAGGUGGUUAGCAUCCCAAUUUUGCUAGUUUCGCCUUCAUGCCACCACAAAGAAAAGAAUCCAUGGAGAAGAAGAAGCGGAAGCUCUUAGUUAGAAAUGACCUUGUCGAUAAGGAAGGUGCCGGCUAUGAUGUGCCCGUGAACCUCCAAUCGGAGAAGCACCUGCGAUCACUUCUCACCCCUCUCGGACAAGACCAGCUCGUUGAACUCCUCGUCAAGACAGGUAUGAAAAUUCCUGAGGUUGCUGAAGAAAUUAGAGGUGUAGCAAGUACUGAUCCUGUACAUCGCAAACUUUUUGUUCGUGGCUUGGCUUGGGAAACCACUUCAGAAACUUUGCGUGCUGCCUUUUCUUUGCAUGGUGAAAUUGAGGAAGGAGCUGUUAUAGUUGACAAGGCAACUGGAAAGUCUCGGGGUUUUGGCUUCAUCACAUUCAAGAACAUGGAAUCCACUCAAAAAGCGCUGGAAGAACCAAGCAAAUUGAUUGAUGGCCGCCUAGCUGUUUGCAAUCUAGCUUGUGAAGGACUCAGCAGUGCAUCUGUCAGUGCCGAUGUAGCAUUGAGAAAAGUAUACGUUGGAGGUUUGUCUCCAGAUAUAUCAACUGAAACAUUGCUCAGUUUCUUUGGAAAGCAUGGGGAAAUAGAAGAAGGUUCGGUUGCAUAUGAUAGAGAUACCAACAUAUCAAGGGGAUUCGGGUUUGUGACAUACAAGUCCGCUGAGGUUGCAAAGAAGGCAAUUGCUGACCCAAAUAAAAUCCUUGGGGGGAGGAGCAUCACUGUGAAGCUUGCAGAUACACAGCACAAGGGCAAACUUAUGCAAACUCAGGUGCCUGCCACUGUGGUACCUAUAGCCAUACCUAUUCCAGCUACUUACCCACAGGCUCCCAAGUCACCAAUCAGGACUGCAACAGCACCUGUCACUUAUGCUCCAUAUCUGUACAGCAGUCCGUACGUCAAUCCCCCGUCGCACUACCUAUUGCAGUCUCAGGUCCCAUAUCCACAUGUUAGUGCAAAGGAGCCUUAUGGAAUACCUUCUCCAUCUCCAACUGGAAUCUCAGGUUACCCAUACUAUUUCACCAAACAUUAAUUUAUCAACCUUGUUAUUAGAAUCUGACUUUGGAUAGCAUUGCCUUGCAUCAGGUAUGCACUUUUGUUUAUGUGUAUUUUAGCUACUGUAGUUGAGAGUUUAUUUAUGAGAACUCUUCCUGCUUUCCUUUGUGACUGUAUUUCUUACUCAGUUAUGUGAUUGCAUGUUAUUAAAAUGACGGUUGCUUCUUCUUGAUGCUAAUGGUUUGAAGCAGGAUCUAGUUAGUUCAAAUGUUUGCCUUGGCAACAAGAGUUUUGUUGCUUCUGUAGUUUUUUUGGAAGAUACCAAAUGACAUAUUGACUCUUUGUA